GGCCGUGGUGCGUGCGUGUGCGGGGCCGGGAGGAGGCCGACAGGACAGCAGCGGUGGGGGCACAUCGGGCAGGGUAAGUCAUGACUUCAAAUUCUGGGUAUCUGGAUUCCAAAGCUGAGCUUACGGCUUUGCUAGAGCAGUGGGAGAAAGAACAUGGCAGUGGACAGGACAUGGUCCCCAUUCUUACUCGAAUGUCAGAAUUGAUUGAGAAAGAGACUGAAGAGUACCGUAAGGGAGAUCCAGAUCCGUUUGAUGACAGACAUCCAGGUCGAGCAGAUCCGGACUGUAUGCUUGGCCAUUUGCUGAGAAUACUGUUCAAAAAUGAUGAUUUCAUGAAUGCGCUGGUAAAUGCUUACGUGAUGACAAGCAGAGAGCCACCCUUGAACACCGCUGCCUGCCGACUCCUUCUAGACAUCAUGCCUGGGCUGGAGACUGCUGUCGUCUUUCAGGAAAAGGAAGGCAUCGUUGAGAAUCUUUUCAAGUGGGCACGAGAGGCUGAUCAGCCUUUGCGAACGUAUGCAACUGGAUUGCUAGGAGGGGCCAUGGAGAACCAAGAUAUUGCAGCCAACUACAGAGAUGAGAAUUCUCAGCUGGUGGCAUUUGUACUUCGACGCUUACGAGAGCUUCAAGUUAAUGAAGUGAAUACAAAACACGAAAACAAGCGGCUCAGUCCCCGAAAAGUGCCCUCAGACCCUCUUUUGCCUCUUGAUGAAGAGGCUGUGGACAUGGACUAUGGAGAGAUGGCUGUGGAUGGGGAGCAGGAGGAAGUUACAGGGGACAUGGAAAUCUCGUUUAAUCUUGAUUCAAGUCACAAAACAAGUAGUCGGGUGAAUUCCGCCACAAAAAAGUCAGGGAAACAGCAUGAAAGAGAGAAUUUCCGGAAAGCAAAACAGAAACUGGGCUUUUCUUCAGAGCCAGAAAAGAUGUUUGUUGAACUGUCUAAUAGCAGCUGGUCAGAGAUGUCUCCAUGGGUGAUUGGCACGAACUAUAGCUUGUACCCCUUGACCCCUGGUAUAGAGCAAAGAUUAAUUCUGCAGUACCUGACUCCUCUAGGGGAGUACCAAGAGCUACUGCCGAUCUUCAUGCAACUUGGAUCAAGGGAACUGAUGAUGUUCUAUAUUGAUUUGAAGCGGACCAAUGAUGUAUUACUCACUUUUGAAGCCCUAAAGCACUUGGCAUCCCUGCUUCUCCACAAUAAGUUUGCCACAGAGUUUGUUGCGCAUGGAGGGGUACAGAAGUUACUGGAGAUUCCUCGUCCUUCCAUGGCAGCUACUGGUGUCUCGAUGUGCUUGUAUUAUUUGUCUUACAAUCAGGAUGCCAUGGAGAGGGUGUGCAUGCAUCCCCACAACGUAUUAUCAGAUGUUGUGAAUUAUACCCUGUGGCUGAUGGAGUGCUCUCAUGCCUCAGGCUGCUGCCACGCUACCAUGUUCUUCUCUAUUUGUUUCUCGUUCCGUGCAGUCUUGGAGCUCUUCGAUAGGCAUGACGGCUUACGACGCCUAGUUAACUUGAUCAGCACGCUUGAGAUCUUAAACCUAGAGGACCAGGGUGCACUGUUAAGUGAUGAUGAGAUCUUUGCCAGCCGCCAGACCGGGAAACACACUUGCAUGGCCAUGCGCAGGUAUUUUGAGGCGCACCUUGCUAUCAAAGUAGAGCAGGUGAAACAGUCACUUCAGCGCACAGAGGGCGGCAUUCUGGUCCAUCCACAGCCUCUGUACAAGGCUUGUUCUUACAAUCAUGAGCAGAUUGUAGAAAUGAUGGAAUUUCUAAUAGAAUAUGGGCCUGCACAGCUGUAUUGGGAGCCAGCAGAGGUCUUUCUCAAACUGUCUUGUGUGCAACUUAUGCUGCAACUAAUUUCAAUAGCAUGUGACUGGAAGACCUACUAUGCCAGGAAUGAUACAGUACGUUAUGCUUUGGAUGUCCUGGCCAUCCUUACUGUGGUCCCAAAGAUCCAGUUGCAGUUAGCAGAGUCUGUGGAUGUGUUGGAUGAGGCAGGAUCUACUGUUUCCACUGUGGGUAUUAGCAUCAUCCUGGGAGUUGCCGAAGGUGAAUUCUUCAUCCAUGAUGCAGAAAUCCAGAAGUCGGCCCUUCAGAUCAUCAUUAACUGUGUGUGUGGCCCAGACAAUCGCAUCUCCAGCAUCGGCAAGUUCAUCUCCGGCACCCCUCGACGUAAGCUUCCCCAGGCACCCAGGAGUAGCGAGCACACGUUGGCCAAGAUGUGGAAUGUGGUGCAGUCCAACAACGGCAUCAAAGUGCUGCUGUCGCUGCUGUCUGUAAAAAUGCCCAUUACGGACGCAGACCAGAUACGAGCCCUGGCGUGCAAAGCCUUGGUCGGGCUGUCGCGUAGCAGCACGGUCCGGCAGAUCAUCAGCAAGCUGCCCCUCUUCAGCAGCUGCCAGAUCCAGCAGCUGAUGAAGGAACCUGUUCUUCAGGACAAGCGCAGCGAGCACGUCAAGUUCUGCAAGUACGCUGCUGAGCUGAUAGAGCGCGUCUCAGGAAAACCCUUGCUGAUCGGAACGGACGUCUCACUGGCUCGACUGCAGAAAGCAGACGUGGUGGCUCAGUCAAGGAUUUCCUUCCCUGAGAAAGAGCUGCUCCUUCUGAUCAGGAACCAUCUCAUCUCUAAAGGGCUGGGAGAAACUGCCACGGUCCUUACCAGGGAGGCAGACCUACCCAUGACGGCAGCUUCUCAUUCCUCCGCCUUCACCCCUGUGGCUGCCGCUGCUUCUCCCGUGCCUCUGCCUCGUACCCCUCGUAUAGCAAAUGGCAUUUCAGCCCGGUUGACUAGCCAUGCCUCGGUGGCUUCCAGUGCUGCCUCUGUCCAUGCCCAGCCAAAGCAGGCUGCCCCCCAGAGCUCACUUGCCCUCCCGGGUCCAUCUCAUGCCAGCAACUCCCCUGUGAUUGGCAGGAUUAGCUUCAUCCGGGAGAGGCCGUCUCCCUGCAAUGGCAGGAAAAUCAGAGUGUUGCGGCAAAAGUCAGACCAUGGCGCCUACAGCCAGAGCCCAGCCAUCAAAAAACAGUUGGACAGGCACCUCCCUUCCCCUCCCACGCUGGACAGCAUAAUCACAGAGUACCUUAGGGAGCAGCAUGCUCGCUGCAAGAACCCUGUGGCUACUUGCCCCCCCUUUUCUCUCUUUACACCCCACCAGUGUCCAGAGCCAAAACAGAGGCGCCAAGCGCCAACUAACUUUACCUCACGUCUGACUCGCAGGGCAGCCUUUCCAAAGUAUGGCGGGGUGGAUGGUGGAUGCUUUGAUAGACACCUUAUAUUCAGCAGGUUCCGUCCAAUUUCUGUGUUCCGGGAAGCCAAUGAAGAUGAAAGUGGCUUUACAUGUUGUGCGUUCUCUGCCCGAGAGCGGUAGGAGGAGGCCAGUUACAGUUGCCACAACUCUGCCAUCACUCACCUUGAGCCGUCCAGGGACGGCUCUUUAUUGCUGACAUCUGCAACAUGGAGCCAGCCUCUGUCUGCAUUGUGGGGAAUGAAGUCUGUCUUUGAUAUCAAGCACUCCUUCACAGAUGACCAUUAUGUGGAAUUCAGCAAGCAUUCUCAGGACAGGGUCAUUGGCACGAAGGGGGACAUUGCCCAUAUCUAUGAUAUUCAGACUGGCAACAAGCUGUUGACUCUGUUUAACCCAGAUCUUGCCAACAACUACAAGAAGAAUUCUGCCACCUUCAACCCUACAGACGAUCUUGUCUUAAACGAUGGUGUCCUCUGGGAUGUCCGCUCUGCACAGGCUAUACAUAAGUUUGACAAAUUCAAUAUGACCAUCAGUGGCGUAUUCCAUCCCAAUGGUCUGGAAGUUAUCGUCAACACAGAGAUUUGGGACCUGCGAACUUUCCACUUGUUACACACAGUGCCAGCUUUGGAUCAGUGUCGUGUAGUCUUCAACCACACAGGAACAGUAAUGUAUGGAGCAAUGUUACAGGCCGAUGAUGAAGAUGACCUGCUGGAAGAGAGGAUGCGGAGUCCCUUUGGAUCUUCUUUCAGAACAUUCAAUGCCACAGACUACAAACCAAUUGCCACCAUCGAUGUAAAAAGGAACAUCUUUGACCUGUGUACUGAUUCAAAGGACUGUUACUUGGCAGUUAUUGAGAACCAAGGAAGUAUGGAUGCCAUGAACAUGGACACAGUUUGCAGGCUGUACGAGGUGGGAAGGCAGCGCUUGGCAGAAGAUGAAGAGGAUGAGGAAGAAGACCAGGAGGAGGAAGAACAGGAAGAAGAGGAUGAUGAUGAGGAUGAUGAUGACACAGAUGAUCUUGACGAACUGGACACUGACCAGCUGCUGGAGGCCGAUUUGGAGGAAGAGGAAACCAAUGAGAAUGCGGGUGAGGAUGGAGAAAAUGACUUCUCUCCUUCUGAUGAUGAGGAAUUGGCCAACCUGCUGGAAGAGGGGGAUGAAGGAGAGGAUGAAGAUUCUGAUGCAGAUGAGGAAGUUGAGCUCAUCCUUGGUGAUACUGACAGCUCAGAUAAUUCGGAUUUGGAAGAUGACAUAAUCUUGUCUUUGAAUGAGUGAGGAGUAGCCAUCCGCAGGAUGUUGGCAGCAGGAAAUCUCCCUUCUCAGAAGAAGCAAGGAGACCAAAUCAAGAGGUGGUAUUGAGCACCCUCUCAGAUCCUAAUUCUCGGGAGAACAUCUAAAGAACUCCAGCCCUUCAGUUCUUGCAGUGGACAGAUGCAGGUUCCUGGUACAGCCAGAGCUUUCUGACAAAGAGACCAGUGGAUUGGGCUUUAUUUUCUCUGCCUUCUUCUUUUUGGUUUUUAGGCUGAGACAUGACUCUCCUCUCUGUGGAGAUCUCUGAAGAUAUUUCACAAUAUAUUUUCUUUGUAUAAAGUUCUUUCCUAAAGAACAAUAGUUUUAUAUGAAACAAACAAAAAAGAUUUUAAAAAACAAGCAGGUGUUAUAAAGAAAGUAUGCUUGUAUCUUUCUAAUACCUAGUCACCAUGAUGAGGGAUUUUUUUGGGGGGGAAAGAAAGUUUAAAAAUAAAAGGGCAUUUUUACUGAAAAGGGUGGGGAAGGGGAGUAAGUGAAUCAUGGUUUGUAAAACUGUGGAUGAGUGAUAUUUUUAUUUUAAAUAUAAUUUUGUAAUGGAGGUGUUGCCACCUGCUAUGAAGAUGAUCUUUUUUUUGGUCCUUUCAAAAGCCCAAGGAGAGUUUGUGCUGCAGUAGCCAUAGGAAAUGACUGGAGAUUGGGUUCUGUCCUAUUUAGAACCUGCCAUUGCUGGAGAUGAAGGACUCUAGUCUGUAAGCUCCUACUCACCCAGAUGACCAUUUUUUUUUUUUUGUGAUUGAAAUUUUAAAUCUUUUUUCCUUCCCUUCUGCCGUGUGUGCAAACUAUGAACUGAAGGCCUUUUUCUUUAAUGUAAAUUGUAUUUAUUAAAAAAUAAAUAAAAU
This is a messenger RNA of Gekko japonicus, 5386 nucleotides long. RefSeq names its product Vpr (HIV-1) binding protein (gene DCAF1). The transcript is spliced from 24 exons. NCBI's taxonomy places the organism in Eukaryota, Metazoa, Chordata, Lepidosauria, Squamata, Gekkonidae. Gene Ontology annotation, molecular function: histone H2AT120 kinase activity; nuclear estrogen receptor binding. Gene Ontology annotation, cellular component: nucleus; Cul4-RING E3 ubiquitin ligase complex. The record is from RefSeq and is a predicted model, not a curated record. Gene Ontology annotation, biological process: protein ubiquitination.